Molecule: messenger RNA, 8278 nt
Organism: Bombus huntii
Lineage: Eukaryota; Metazoa; Arthropoda; Insecta; Hymenoptera; Apidae
Exons: 7
Coding region: 1131-5102 (1323 amino acids)
Biological process (GO): regulation of transcription by RNA polymerase II
Cellular component (GO): nucleus
Source: RefSeq, a predicted model, not a curated record
AAUAUAUUCAUAUUCAUAUGAAUAAUAAUAAAUGUAUUAAACAUUUUUAAAAACAUUUUUACAACAAAUUUUGACCGUAAUAAAUAUUAGGAAAGUAAAAAUAAUUCAUGUACGAAAAACUGUUGUAAAUAAUGGAAGAAUAAUUUCUAAAUAUAUGUAUGUGUAUAGUAUAUACGAAAUUUUUAGGAAGAAAAAUAAUGCAUACAACAUAAGUCUACGUCAAUAACAAUUCUAGUCCUUAACAAUAACUUGAGUGAAAUAUGUUUUGUCUCUUUUAAGUUAUGAUCAAUGAUUACGUUUUUCAACUAAAAUUUAUACACGCGCUUCUACAUGGCGUACCAAAUACAUGGGCAGAAUUCUAAUGAAAGAAAAUUUCAUAGAUAUAGAUUGCGAAUGUGGGCGGUGUUAAGGGUGGCUUCAAAUUUUCAAUCACUUUUUACUAUGUUAACAAUAAUUAUAAUAUCAACAGUAUCAACAGAAAACGCGAUAGAAAGUGCAUUUAAACGUAAAAUUAGUAUUUAAACAACUAUAAUUAUAUGCAUUUCACAUACUAUUGCGAAAAAUGUUUUAAAACGCAUGUAAUCUUCUUUUCGUGUAUAAUUUUGACAAAUAAAUAGAUAUUAACUUAGAUGAUAACACUAGCAGUGCAAUAUUUUUGGUAACAUUUCUUUUAACAAAUGAGUUCAAAAUACCUAUGUAUAUUUUAUACAAUCAACUUCGCUAAACAAUUUGCAGUAGACUACAUCUAAAAGACUAUGAACAAGUAGGAAUACAUUUUUAAAUUGAUAUCCAUUACUAAAUAUUCCGAUAAUUGUACGAAAAAAAAAUAAUAUUGUGAAAAAGAUUGUACAUAUACGAGGAAGAACGUGUAUGACUGUGAACGGGCGAGCGAGAAGGGUUAACAAAAGAGGGAAUGGGAUAGAAACGUAAUUCGCGCCGCCACCGCAAGGUGUCAGCAUUGCAUGCGGCUCGCUCGCUAGCGGCCACCAUUGUUGAAAUUCUGCUUUGGUUGAUGCCCCGACAAUUUUUUGACGGAAAAUCGUAAAUUCGCCAGCCCCUGGCAAGGGCCCUGUGCGGAAGGGCCAUUUAUAUUUGGAGUUGCGCCAAAAUGGGCGCUAUCAAAUAAUUUCAUGCAGUGGGAUUACAUACAAGAAUUGGUAGCACAUGGUGGUGUGCCUGACGUUUAUAAUUUACGUCACAAGGAAGAAAAUAUAAGUGUGUCGGAUUUAGAUUUAACUUAUGUUAAUCAAUUUAUAAACUUCAUACAAUCAACAAACAAUAAAAAGAUUGUAGAUUCUGAUAUACAGAAGGGAACAGUUGAUAAAUGCUUAUCAGAAUUUUUAGAGCCUGUGCUUAAAAAUCACAAGGAAAGUUAUAGUACCUGUCACAGUGACGAUAGUAAAAUAAAACCAUCUAAUUUAUUGGAUACUAACCAAACCAUAGGCACCUACUUAUUUUGCAAAGAUAAAAGCGAAAAUUUAUCUGAAACAAAGAAGAAAAUUGAUCAUCAUCAUAAAAUUAUUGAUUGUGUUCCUUGCUUGUCAGAACAAUCAAACAUACAAAAUAUUACGCAGUACAAGACAUUGUCUAAAAUUUUGGAGCAGUAUAAAAAUAUUUAUAAUCUUUGUGCUUCUGAAGAAGACAAGCCACUUAAUUUAGUAAAAAACUUGGAAGAUAAUAAAGGCUGUUGUAACAAACAAAGUGAAGAUAAAAAGAAGCUGUGCAAUUUUACAGAUAUAAAAGUAUCUUUAAAGGACUGUGCCAUUUCAGAUCGAGCAAAUCAUUCCUGUAAUAUAGAAAAUUGCUACAACACAAAGUACAAGGAAAUAGACUAUGGUUUAUUAAAAUUCUCAGAUCUAGAUGAUUUAUCUCCUAAAUUAAAAAUUGAUAAAACGUUACUUAAAGCUUCAAAACCUAAAAUAUGUAAAAAUUUAGAAACAAAGUUAAAUUGUGUACCAAAUAAAUACUUAGAACAAGAAAGUACUCUUGCUCUUAAUAAAUAUUUGACUAAUAAAACUUCAGUGUUUUUGCGUGAGAGAAAGAAUACAAAUCUUUCUUUUCUAAAUUCAUCUCUGAAUGUCAAAGAUACAAGUAUUAAAAGUGAAUCUUGUUCAGACGAACAGAUAAAUAAGUCAAAGAACUCGUAUUUUGUAAAUACCUGCAAACCAACAUUAAGUAAUUGGGAAGAUUUCGAAAUGUCAGGACAAUAUCCAGGUCAUAGCCGACCUCCGGUUGGCACACCUCCACCUCAGACAGUUUGGAAUCAUCUUACAAUGGCACAAAGUCAAGUUUCAGGGUUGAACAUUCAUCCAACAGCCUUGUCAGGUGCAGCAUUGAGUCCGGCAGGAUUUUACACACAUCCAUCUAUGGCAAGAGCAUCUCAUAUAACAUCACAACUUACACCACAACUUGCACAUACUCAAGCACCUCCAACAUGGCAUACACCAACUGUUCCAUCAAAAACAGUUACUCCAGCCAAUACACCAGGAAAUCCUUUGUUUAGUUUACAAAUGCUGGUAGAUAAUAGACAGAACCAAAGUCAGUAUAGAAACUCACCAGGUUCACAAAGUACACUAGAUUUAUCAUCUACUUCCGAAAUUAUUCCUGAAAAUUAUUCUCGCAUACCUCAAGAUAUCCCAAUAAGUUUGACUGCAAGGAAUGUAGAUAAGGGUAGCAGAAAUGGAAAUAUUAUUUCUCCUCCAAUACCUUUGAAUGGAGAAACUUCAUCUGAUAGUGGAAUUAGUUCGUCGGUUCCAACACCUAAUUCUGUUAGUGAACCAGUUUCACUCUCAACAAAAGAAGUUACAACACCUAAAAUAACAGUAAAAAACUUUGAAAGCAAUUUAAAAGGAGUGGCAAAUCUUCAUGAUAAGAUUAAGGAGAUGAAUGUAGAUAAUUUUACGCAGAAAGUUAUAAAUUUACCACCUAGUGUUACGAUUGAAAGGGUAGUUUCAGAGAAGAAAGAGCCUGAGGUUACGAAAAAUAAAGAUACAUUAAGCGUCAUUGCACAAGUACCAAGAAAUGUUUUGCCUGUUAUUGUAAACCUUACCUCUAGAGUGGACAAAGAUGUAACAGAUAGUCCGAAAAGAGAAUCGUCUUCAGAACGAGAUCGAAAGAUCGAAGAGACGAAUGUAAGAUCACCUAAAAAUUUACCAAAAAGAGGUAAGAAGGGUGUGGAUUCUCUGUUAGAAAAGUUAGAAGGUGGUAAUAAAAAACUUGGCAGUGCUGAAAAUAUUGGAUCUGUUAUUGUAAUGCCAGUAGAGGAAAGAGAUACAUCGAGUGUUAAAAGCAUGUCCCCUGAUAGACAGAAAUCGAAAUCUCCAAAUAGGGAAGACGAAGUAGUAUCUCCAGCAUUCAGUAAUGACGAUUCUAAUGAUAAUACUAAGCAACGCAGAAAAAGAAAACUAGAAAAGCCUGUACGGCUUAGUAAAGACUCUAAAACGGAAGUAGAGGAUAUGGAAUUAGAACCUACAGAACCAACAGAACCUAGAACAAGUGAACCAAUAACAGAAGAAACAAAUGCAACUCCAGUUGUCAAAUUAGAAGACAAUAUUGACACAGCAGAACAGAGAAUAUCUGAAAAGAUUGAAGAAAGUGUAGACGAAACAAGUGAGGAGAAUCAACCUAUUAGAAGGCGGAGGAGUAGUGAAAGUACACCUCCUAGUUCAACUCCAUCGAAUCAGAGGGUUAGAAGAAAAUCUAGCGAUGAUGCGACUGAAUUUUCAAAAGUAACAAGUCCAAAACCUGUAAAUAAUACAAAUCCGUUUAAUGAAGUUGAAUCAGAACUUGAAAAGAUGUUUGCCGGUAUUGUUGAGACAGAGACAGAUGUCAAAAAGGAAGAAUCAAAAUCAGAACUUACAGAACCUGAACUUCAAUCCGGGAGCACAGCGAAAGUCGAAAAUUUAGAAAAUAAUGUGUUACACACAAAAGAGGCGCAAAGUAUAAAUCCUACUGAUGUUUCAUCUACAGUUGAUACAAAAAUGUCUGGAAAGAAAGGGAAAAAAACUAAAGUACAAGGUAGUAAACGAAAAAUAUCCAGAUCAUCUGAAAAUAUUUUUGGAACUGUGGGUAAUGAUAUACCUCAGAAGGAAAUCAAAAAGAGAAGGAUAUCUAAGAGUUCAAAAAAGCAAGACGCCUCGAAAAAGACUAAGAAAAAUGCAAAGGUGGACGGAAUAAGAGAAAUGGCAUAUGAUUCUGGAUCAAAUGCAAGUUCUAUUAGGUCUCGUGGGCCAGUAGUUCAUGUUGAAGGUCCAAGGGACAGUCCAUUAAGCAUUCAAGUAGUUAACGCACCACGGGAAGAAGAAGAAGAAAAAAGUAAAGAAAAACGAAAGAGUAUUGGAAAUGGUAAUGCGGGAAGGAGUAAGAGACUCAGUCAUCAAAACGAUUUAGAUUAUAGGGGUAAAGUCAGUAGAGCGGGUCUCUUUAGUUCAACGUUGUCAUCACGUUAUGACGCACAUACAACAGAUUCCACAUGGGUGUGCGUAUUUUGUAAACAAGGUCCUCAUUCUGUAAUACCUGGGGAUCCUGCUCGACCACAUCCUAAUUUGGCUGGUCCACAUAUAGCACCUGGAACAUACACUGUUCCAGCUGGUGUUUUGAGUGAUUUAUUUGGGCCAUAUUUGAUUGGUAAAGAACGUUUAGAAGAUGGAAUUCUUUCGGCUGAUGAACAAGAGAUUACUACAGAACAGAAGAAAGGUGGUAAGAAUAAAAGGAGUUUGAGGUACGCUGGGUUAGCCGAUCAGUUUACUGCAAAAAUGGGUAAAAAGAAAAGAAAUUCCAUUGAAAGUAAUACUAAUGCCAUGUUUACGGGAAUGACCGUACUCCCCGGGGAAGAACAACGUUGGGAAGUAUGGCUUCAUGAACAGUGUGCUGUUUGGGCAGCUGGAGUGUACAUGGCAGGUGGAAGAGUAACAGGUUUACAAGAAGCUGUAUGGGAUGCAGCAAAGUCGAUAUGUGACUCUUGUGGUUUAACAGGAGCAAAUAUUGGUUGCGUUAAACGCGGUUGUAAAGCCGUUACGCAUUACCCCUGUGCGUUAACGAAAGGCUGGCACUUGGAUACUAAUCAGUAUAUACCGAAGUGCAACCUUCAUCGGGUUACGUGAAACUUCGCAUUUAACAAUUUUGAGAAGUUUUGAAAUUACGCUUUGCAUCAUUCGAUGCAUAAGUGUGUUUGGAGUGUGAAAGUAUAAAUGUCAAAUGUAUAAAGGACAGACAUAUGGUAAUUUGCAUACACGAAAUAUCAAUAUGCUCGACAGAAAUAUCUUCCAAUGUACAAGAUGUUCAAACGAGAAUGCUGUUACUGUCUUAAGAAUUUCAAAUGAAAAUGGAAAUUAACGGAUAUGAAGAAAUGGAAGUUCUUCUCGUUAAUUAAAUUUAAUUAAUUUUCUUGGCCUGUGGCCUUGAACAGUGGCCUUUUCGACCUAAUGUAAAAGGAAGAUUUUUUAAUUUAAAAUUUGUAGUAUAGACGAAUCGUUGCUGAGGAACAAUGUUAAUCAAAAAAGUAUUUGCUUUCUUGCUAAUAUUUAUGAAAUUUGAAAACGUUACAAAUUUUUCCCUAAAACAUCAUGUACGCAGGAAUAAAAUAUGGGGCAUAUUGUAUUAAAAUUUGAACAAAAAUCAGAAUUCGGCAAAAGAAUGAGAAAGCAUUAAAUUUCUUCUAAGUUGUAUGUGUGUAUAUAAAAUGGAAUGAAUUAUUAAUCAAGUAAUUUAAUGGAAUUUGAACACGUGUUUCGAAUGAAGUGUGGAUAAGAAACAUAUAGACAAGUGUUCUCCUGUGAAUGUAAGAAAUCAUCUGUAAAUAACAAAGUUUUUAUGUGAAAAAAAUUAUUAUUAUAUUAUUAUACAACUUUAAUGAUAUUGCGAUAUUCUUCAUUUUUAAAAAUCAUACUAUUUUAGUAAGCAUGUGUAGUUAUGUUCUUUAUUGCGGGAAACUACAUUUAGUGUAACAAUACUUAUUUCUAUUAUAAUUUUUUGAAGAUUAAUUGUGACAUAUAAAUCUAUUGUAGGUGUAAAUAAAUAGAUUUUCGCUCAUAUAAUAUUUCCCUUUAUUUCUUAACCUUGUCUAUUUUAUAACUAUGUGUUGAAAUCAUUUUUAUUUAAAGAGAACGAGCUCACAUGUUUACUUGAAAAGAGAACACUUGUAAUAAUUGUAAUUAUCGUUGUUAAUAUAACAAUAAAUUUCUAAGAAAAAGAUGGACAUUUGUUCCAGAAAUAUUAUCUUCUCUUUUUCCGGCAUGUGACAAUUAUAACUUCACUGUAUACUAUAAUUUAUGAAUGUGUGAAAUCAGUGUUUAAGAUUCAAUAGUAUAUAUACAAUUCAGUGAUUAAAUUAAUCGCUACUUAUUAUUAUAAAAUUUAUGGUAAUUAUUACUGAUUUAUAUUAUUUUUUCAUAUUACUAUUAUUGUAAUCAUCUGCGCCGUCAUUAUUGUCAUUGUCGUUUCCAUCAAAUUUUGUAAGAAUAUAAAAGAAUCAAUUUUUUAUAAUAACAAGUAUAAGAACAUGGAUAAUAUCGAUUCUCUUAAUGUAUCAGGGAGAAGUAGUAAAAAAAACAGGAAAAUUGUAUAAAAAUAUAUAGAAUAAAAUGUACAUAAUAUUAAUUUGAGUAGAUAAAAAGAAAUAUGUAUAUACAUACAUACAUGUGUAUAUGUAUUUGUAUAUACAUAAAUCUGCAAACAUGUUAAAAAAGAUAGUUGCCACUCCUCCUCUCGCAACACAGAGUAUGGCAAAGCAAGAGUAAUCAUUUUUAAACGUUAGUUAUAUAGAUACAGAAACUAAGUUGUCUAAGAAAAAAGAUUCUUUGUACAUAUUAUAUAUCAUAUAGUAACAAAUGUCUUGUAAAAAGGAUUCAAAGAGCGUAAAAAAAGCAUUUUAUUUAGGACUAUAGUCUAUCUGUUUUAAUGUAAGAUGAUGAAUAGUUUACAUAAAAGUCAACGUAUUUGGGUUUUUCUUAAACUCCUCAAGACAUAGCUCGUCACUUCAAGGGCAGUCUUUGUAAGAUAAAAACAAAGAAACAAACAGCCAAAAAAUAUUGCUACUGAGUUUAAUAACGAAAAUUAAAUUGUAAACAAAACGCUUAUAUUAUACAAUUGUGUAUGAAAGGGAAACAAAAUUCUAUCUUAGAUGAAUAACUGUAAUAUUAAUACUUGUGAUACAAAAAAAUUUCUGGAUAGGAAGGUGUGAUGAAUAAUUCCAGUAUAUUCUUCCUUUAAAUCUAACUCUGCGUACAUAGAGCAUUAUCUACAUAUUCCUGUACAGAUCAGCUUUAUGAUAAGCCACUGUAGUAUUGUAUACAUAUAUUAGACUAUUUGUGAAAGAAAAGUAUAAAGCAGGAUAUUGUCAGAAGUUUUAGAGAUUUUAGAAUUCUCUUUGUACGCAUAGUUUAUCAAUAUGUAACAAAUUUUGAAAGUGAAAUGGAAGAAAAAUGUUUUAUUAUCUGUCUUGUAUAAAUGCUAAAUUCAUUUGGCUUGUAAAUUGCGGAGAAAAUAAUUUAAAGCACUGAUGCGCAAACAAAAUUUGAAUAUCACAUUGCCUAAAUAAUUUGUAUAAAAUAUAGAUCUGUAAAAUAAAAUUGUCACAUCGUGAUGCGUGGUGAGAGAGGUAACGGUAGUAAUGUUCGCGAAUUGAAAGUAGCAAAAAAACAAUUAUGUAAUGUUAAAAAAUCAAUAGGUAUUUUUAUUCCUUGCCUUCGUAUUUUUUAGGUCUAAUUUAGUUUCGGAUCUUCCCUUCUCUUUUCUGUUCAGUCCUCUUUCUUUUCUUGCUUUUAUAUUGCUUUUAAGAGCUACCUAUAGUUUUACACAAUUUCUGUGACCUGGUUUAAUAUUAAUAAUCAAUAGAAAAAGAAAAGUAUUGGUUUUAAUCCAUUUACUGAUGCCCGAAUAGUAGAACAAAAUUCGCGAAAUGUAUUUGAAGUCGAUACAAUAAUACAGCUAAGUAUAUAUCUUUGUGUAAUAUAAAUAUAAUGAAUAAUAAAAUAUGAUACACGUCACAAGUCAGAAUAACUACAGACAAUUUCAAAAUGGCCCUUUAUAUAUUAGGUGAAUGUACAAAAUUAAAAAAAAAGUACUAUGAAGUUCUUGUACCAAUUUUGAUCCCACUAAUCAAAACAUAAUAAAGAAACAUUACGUACAAAAAGUACACAAAUUUCGGUUGCGUAAUGAAAAUUUUUAUGUACAUGACAAAAGAGAUAGUAUUAUUAAUAUUUAAUUUUUUUUGUUAUAAAGCGUAAUGAAAUGAACUUUUGUAAAUAUAUUUAAAUACAGUAAAUCCAUAACCAAAAUA